Molecule: messenger RNA, 1004 nt
Organism: Marmota flaviventris (yellow-bellied marmot)
Lineage: Eukaryota; Metazoa; Chordata; Mammalia; Rodentia; Sciuridae
Source: RefSeq, a predicted model, not a curated record
AAAAUAAGCCUUUGGCUCAAGUCCAGAAGCCACCCUCCAAGAUCAAGAACCUCAAAAUGACCCGACAUUUGCAUAAGGGUACAAACACCAACAUUACUUCACUCCCUUUUAUGGAUACCAAGGAGAAGAAGAAUGUGAUCAACCUCCCACACAUCAGCAACAAAAUUCUGCUGAAGCCUGGUGUGCUGUCCCGGGAAAUUCAAACGCACAGUCGUAAGCUGGCCUCUGAGUACAAGGCUUUAGAAGCACCUUUCCACCCUAGCAUGAAGACUCAUGAACACAAGGUAGAAGAGAAACCACCAAAGAAGCACAAGGUGCCUCUGACGGCAGCAGAAGCCCUAAAGAAUUUUAAGAGUAAGCUGUCUCCUUAUGAGCAAAGUGAAAUCCUGGGCUACACAGAGCUAUGGUUCCUGGGGCUUGAUGCUGAGAAACUCAAUGUGGCUCCAGAGAAAUUCAGCAAGACAAGUUUUGAUGAUGAACAUGGCUCCUAUCUGAAGGUCCUGCAUGACCACAUUGCCUACCGCUACGAGGUUCUGGAGAUGAUUGGAAAAGGGUCCUUUGGACAGGUGGCCAAGUGCUUGGAUCACAAAAACAAUGAGUUGAUGGCCCUGAAAAUCAUCAGGAACAAAAAGAGAUUUCACUACCAGGCCCUGGUGGAGCUGAGGAUCCUGGAAGUCCUCAGAAGGAAGGAAAAAGACAACAAGUACAAUGUGGUACACAUGAAGGACUUUUUCUACUUCCGGAAUCACCUCUGCAUCACCUUUGAACUUUUGGGAAUCAACUUGUAUGAGUUGAUGAAGAGUAAUAGCUUUCAAGGUUUCAGUCUAUCGGUAGUUCGGCGCUUCACGCUCUCUGUAUUGAAGUGCUUGCAAAUGCUUUACGUAGAGAAAAUCAUCCACUGUGAUCUCAAGCCUAGGCUUGUGCCAUUCACGAAGAUGGAUCAUUCUACUACUCUGCUCUGCUAAGUCCUUACUAGAUCCACUGUACUCUGUGUUGCUCCUCAG